AUGUUGUUCAAACAGUCAACACUCCUGGCCACCACCGCGGCACGGCGCUACAUCCUCACCACAACCCCUAGACAGCUGCUCUCCGCAAACCUUCUUUCUCCUCUCUACCAGCGCAACUACGCCUCCUCAUCAACACCUCACCGAUCCAGCUACCAAGCCUUCCUUCAGGAAACCACCGAACCCUCCUCCUCCUCUUCUUCUUCUUCCUCAGCAACAAACAAAGCCGUACAAUCACCAGCACCUCUGGACAGGGCGGGAUCUCGGGUCCCGUACUACACAGCUCAGGAAUUGGAAGCCAUGACGGUCCAGGAUUUGAAGGCGCUGUUGAAGGAGAAUGGGCUCAAGGUCAAAGGACGGAAACAGGAUCUUGUUGAUCGGAUCGCUCAUUUUGUCCAUCAGCAUCACUCUACUCCGCAUCACACUGCUUCGACCAAGGCUUCUUCUACCUCAGCUACAACAACAAGAACGAAGGCUGUACAGGCGCAGGAUCAAAAGAUCUUAGAGCAGCAGGAGAAAGAGCUCCUCGCAGACGAGCAACAGAUCUGGGGUGGACAGGUCGUGACCCCCAAGAAAGGGAGGCAGGAUUUCGCUGCGUUUACCAAGGCAGAGGUCGAGGCUGCUGUGGAGGCUGCAAAGGCUAAGGCUGAGUCGGAGGCUUUGGUAGAGGCUGCAAAGGUCAAGGUGCUGCGGUUACAGCGUGAACAUGAGGAGAGAUUGAAGGCUCAGCAUGAGCUGGAGCGUUAUCAGAAGGAGAUGCAAGUUGAGAGGGAGCGGAUGGCGAAGGAGGAGGCUCGUCACAAGGCACAACUGGAGAAGGAGCGUCUUCACAAGGUCCAAUUGGAGAAGGAGCGGAUGGCGAAGGAGCAGGCGGAGAAAGAGGCUCGUCAUAAAGCACAACUGGAGAAGGAGCGUCUUCACAAAGCGCAGCUGGAGAGGGAGCGUCUUCUUAAAGUGCAACUUGAGAAGGAGGCCCGCCAUAAAGCACAACUAGAGAAGGAGCGUCUUCACAAGGAACAUUUGGAGAAGGAGCGGAUGGCGAAGGAGCAGGCGGAGAAAGAGGCUCAUCAUAAAGCACAACUGGAGAAAGAAACUCGUCACAAAGCGCAGCUGGAGAAGGAGCGUCUUCAUAAAGAGCAACUCGAGAAGGAGGCCCGCCAUAAAGCACAGUUGGAGAAGGAGCGCCUUCACAAGGAACAUUUGGAGAAGGAGGCCCGCCAUAAGGCCCAGCUGGAGAAGGGGCGUCUUCACAAGGAACAGCUAGAGAAGGAGGCCCAUCACAAGGCACAGCUGGAGAAGGAGCGUCUUCACAAGGAGCAGUUGGAGAAGGAGGUGAAGGCGAAGGAACAGGCGGAGAAGGAGGCUCGACACAAGGAACAGCUGGAAAAGGAGCGCAGGGCAAAGGAACAACACGAGAAGGAACUCCGUCUCAAAGAACAGCAAGCCAACGAGCGCAAGCUGAAGGAACAGCAGGAGAAGGAAGCAGCUGCGCGUGUCCACGCCGAAGAACAGAGACGACUCGAGGAAGUUGCAACACGUGAGGCGGUAGCCAAGAAGCAGGCAGAGGCCGAACGCGCCGCCGCGAUCAAGAAACAAGAAGAUGCAGCUGCAACUAUAGCUGCCGCCGCAGCGGAGGCCUUGAAGAAGGCUCACAUCAAGAGUGCCACUGGGUCCAGCAGCUGUAACAGCAAUAGCAGUGAUGGUGGCGGGAGCAGCACGGGUACAGGAGGCAAGGGUGGAGCCUCGGGAUCAGAUUGGAAACAGGAGAAGACGCCGUUAAGGACCAAGGUUGCGGGUAUGGUGUUGGGCUUAGGUACUGUUGCCUGGUUCCUGUCGGGCAAGCGUGACCGCAAGGCAGCGGUACAAGAGAAGUCAGAGCAGGAACGGCGUCAGCAUUGGACAGACAAGGAGCGCGAGGAGACUGCCUUGAAGGAGAGCAGUACAUUCACUCAGGAGGGUGACGGCAAGGUGUGA
Linnemannia hyalina is the source of this 1971-nucleotide messenger RNA. NCBI's taxonomy places the organism in Eukaryota, Fungi, Mortierellomycota, Mortierellomycetes, Mortierellales, Mortierellaceae. The record is from the annotation of a GenBank genome assembly.